GGUAUCCCAAUCGAUUACCAUUCCUUCAAAAGCUACAGCAAAUUCGAUCGCGCGAACUUCUUUUUAUAUUAAUAACGUUUUACACAAAAUCUAAUAAUUUUAUCGACAUUUUACUUUGUUUGUCUUGCAUAUUUCGAAGUUUAUUUAUGUAUUGUUAAAUGGCAGCUUCGUCGGAGGUUGUCAUAGAAACGCAGUGUAAUGUUGUUUUGGUUGUUGUAGUGUAGGGUAGACAUGGAGCAGACUUCCUCUAUUUUAGGAGGAAACAUGAAAAGAUCUAAAUAUGAAAGCAUUAUUAAUGCUGCCGGUAGACAUCUUUUAAAGCGGAAUUGCACAGAUUCUGAUAUUCUGAAAAAGAACAAGUUAAAGUUGAAGCAGACCACCGAGCAAUUUGAAAACUCCUCCGUAUGGAGCCAGAAGAUAAUUUCUGUUCAGAAUUCUAGCCUUAGUGAACAAGAAGCAGAUCUUCAAUUCUCAAAAUUGAAGGCAUGGGUGGAAUCUCUAGAUGAUGGUGCUAGAAUCGAAAUAGAUGAAAUUCUUUUUCCUGCAUUUAUUUCACUAUACAGAAAACUUAAUGUUAGUGGUAACACAAGUGGAGCAAGAGGGUUUUAUGCCCGCAACCAGUCAAACUUUUUCAAAGUGCCUGAACUCCGGAAAAUGGCUGAAAGAUUUUGUUCAGAAAAUACCAGUCAUUUUAUUCUGGAGUUGUCCCAAGAACCAUAUGAAAUACUUCAUAGUUAUAUUGGAAGCAAUGAACACCCCCUUUUGCAACAACUACUUAACACAACCUUGGAGAUCAGCAUCAUUAAAACGAAAAUUGACUCCAGUGAUCCCUCACAAGCAAUUUCUAAAUCACAUGAAGACUCGUCAAAUAUGGAAGAAGUGCAGGAUUUGAUGGCUGCCAUUUCUCGAUUGGACGAACUUCCGCCCACUGCUCCGUUAUUGAAGUUAUAUUCUAUCGACACAGGACAAAGGAGAAUGAGUGCAGCCUCUGCCUCACCCUGCCAAGGCUAUCUUUCCUGUGGAUUUCAAGAUUCAUCCGUGGCCAUCUGGGAUGUUAAAGAACUACGAUCACCGUCUCUGUCGGAUGUUAGUCGGUCAAAUCUCUCUGAAUCCUGCGCCAUCGGCCUCUAUCAUCCCGUGGCUUCCACAUUAACGUUCCCACUGGAAUCCGAUUCUUCCGUCUCUAUAUGUUUGGGACAUACUGGUGCUGUUUAUGCUACUCAGUUCACGCCUAAUAACACUUACAUGCUUAGCUGUAGCGAUGACACCACCUUAAGGCUUUGGGAUAUGUCAUCCAUGGAAAAUGCAGUAGUGUAUCGUGGACACACUUACCCCGUGUGGGCCAUGGAUGUCUCGCAACAGGGCCAGUACUUCGCGUCUGCAUCACAAGAUCGUACUGCCAAAAUUUGGAUGUUUGAUCGUACUUUUCCCUUGCGGAUUCUAGCCGGCCAUACUGCCGAUGUUGAUUGUGUGACUUUCCAUCCAAAUGGACUUUACUUGGCUACGGGUUCUGCUGAUAGUUCUGUCCGUAUGUGGCAUGUCGCAGAGGGCAAAACAGUUCGCAUAUUGGUUGGCCACCGUGGCACAGUUUUAGCCGUUGCUUUCAGUCCUUGUGGAAAGUUGUUAGCUUCAGCUGGUGAAGAUCAUCGCGUUAAGAUUUGGGAUGUUGCUGCUGGGUCUAUUCUUCAUGAUUAUGCUGGCCAUCACGAUGUAAUCCAUGGAUUAGUCUGGAUCUCUGAGAAUGUUCUUGGCUCAUACAGCGCCGACGGUAACAUACGGGUCUGGAAUGUUACGCAGCAUUCCUUUCCUCCGUCACAGCAAUCACAGCAAGAGCUUGCGUCGUAUUCAGUGUCGGCACCCACGAAAAUCGUACAUCUUGGUCGUGGAAACCAAUCAACUUUGGUCUGCAUCGCUGCUUCAGAUUAGGAUAUCUGUAAAUAUUCUCUCUUUUUCUUAUAUAUAUUUUUUCUCGGUUAAGUGUUUUUAGUGUAAUAGAAAUUCAUCGAAAACAGUUAAUUCGUGUGAAACUUAACCUCGUA
This is a messenger RNA of Daphnia magna, 2039 nucleotides long. RefSeq names its product TAF5-like RNA polymerase II p300/CBP-associated factor-associated factor 65 kDa subunit 5L. The record is from RefSeq and is a predicted model, not a curated record. NCBI's taxonomy places the organism in Eukaryota, Metazoa, Arthropoda, Branchiopoda, Diplostraca, Daphniidae. The coding region runs from base 232 to 1926 and encodes 564 amino acids. Gene Ontology annotation, molecular function: protein binding; RNA polymerase II general transcription initiation factor activity. The transcript is spliced from 7 exons. Gene Ontology annotation, biological process: transcription initiation at RNA polymerase II promoter. Gene Ontology annotation, cellular component: transcription factor TFIID complex.